AUGUAUCAUUUAGUUCAGUGUGUAUCCAUUUGCCAGUGCCCGCAUUCACCUCCACAAUCCAUUCCCGUUCAGCGCGUAGUGUACCACAUCAUCCAUCUCUCCCGGAAUGUUGCUCCAAUACCCCAUCCGUACGCCAACCGGCUGGUCACGGCCAAAUACUCGCGUUCAUCCGAUCUCAUUCAGCCGGAACUGUUCCGAGUGGCCGCGUUCCUCGUAGUGAAGGAUGGCUAA
Echinostoma caproni is the source of this 231-nucleotide messenger RNA. The record is from the annotation of a GenBank genome assembly. Lineage: Eukaryota; Metazoa; Platyhelminthes; Trematoda; Plagiorchiida; Echinostomatidae.